AUGAGACUCUCGGCGGAAACUAUAACAUCUCUUCAGCUGGAUCCCGAUUGCAUUAGAAACAUUUGCAUAUUGGCCCACGUUGACCAUGGUAAGACGUCGCUUAGUGAUUCGCUAUUGGCCACCAACGGAAUCAUCUCGCAAAGAAUGGCUGGGAAAGUCCGGUACUUAGACUCUAGAGAAGAUGAACAAUUACGUGGUAUUACUAUGGAGGCAUCUGCUAUAUCCUUGUACUUCAAGGUAAUGAAACAAUUACAAGGUGAGGACUCUCCUACCACCAAAGAAUACCUCAUAAAUCUUAUUGAUUCUCCGGGCCAUAUCGACUUCUCGCUGGAAGUUUCGACCGCAUCGAGAUUGUGUGACGGUGCCGUGGUGGUUGUAGACGUGAUCGAGGGAGUAUGUUCGCAAACUGUCAACGUCUUGAGACAAUGUUGGGUGGAUAAAUUGAAGCCAAUCCUCGUAUUGAACAAGAUUGACAGGUUAUUCAUAGAAUGGAAGUUGACUCCGUUGGAAGCUUACCAGCAACUUUCUAGAGUUAUCGAACAAGUGAACUCGGUCAUCGGAGCGUUGUAUUCGGGUGAUAGAAUGGAGGAUGACUUAAAUUGGAGAGAAAGCGGGUUGAAUCCUGAAGAAUACGUUGAGAAGUCUGAUCAAGAUAUCUACUUCUCUCCGGAAUUGAAUAAUGUUGUGUUUGCAUCCGCUGCCGAUGGCUGGGGGUUCAGCGUUAACACAUUUGCAAAGAUAUAUGCUGCUAAGUUGGGAUUUUCCCAUAAGAUACUAACUAAAACUCUCUGGGGAGAUUUCUAUUUGGAUAUGAAGAACAAGAAAAUUUUACCUGGGAAGAAAGUCAAGGUCAAAAACUAUAAACCCAUAUUUGUAAGUUUGGUGAUGGACCAGAUUUGGGCAUUGUAUGAGAAUUGUGUUAUUGAUAGAAACCAGGAGAAAUUGGAAUCAAUCAUUGGGAAAUUGGGUGCCAAAGUUAGUCCAAGGGAUUUAAGAAGUAAAGAGUACAAGUCUUUGUUGAAUGUGAUCAUGUCACAAUGGAUCCCAUUAAGUCAUGCACUCUUAGGAUCUGUGAUUGAUAAGUUACCUAGCCCUGCAGAAUCCCAAAGUGAUAGAAUGGACAAAAUCUUGAGCGAAAGUUUAGGAGACGAAAGAAGCAAAAUAAGCACUGAACUUGACGAAUCUUUACACAAAUGUCAAUCUUCAAAUCCUGACUUGAAUACUGUUGCCUAUAUUUCGAAGAUGGUUUCUGUCCCGCAAGAUGAAUUACCUAAGGAUAUUAUUACAGGCUCAGGUGAAAACGCAUCAGUCUUGUCCCCUGAGGAACUUGCUGAAAGAAGCAGAAGAGCUAGGGAGUUGGCGAGAAAAGCUUCUGAGGCAGCAGCUGUCUUAUCUGACGAGAAAAGGUCUAAUGAUGAUCAGUUCAAAGUUGUUACUGGUGAUGAAAAAAGUGCAUUUGAAUGGGAAGUAGAAGAUGAUGAUUUUGAAGCUUUCCAUCAAGAUAGUGAAGAUGAUGAGCCAUCCAUUCCUGAAACUUUAAUUGCAUUCACACGUAUCUUUUCUGGUAGUUUAGCAAAGGGUCAAACAGUCACUGUAAUUAGCCCCAAAUAUGAUCCUUCGAAUUCUCAGCAGGACCAAAUCAUUAAAGAUGUUGAAAUCAAAGAUUUGUAUUUGAUUAUGGGUCGUGAAUUUGUGAGAAUGGAGACAGUACCUGCUGGGAAUAUCGUAGGAGUGGUUGGUUUGGGUGGAUUAUCGUUAAAAAAUGCCACUAUUUGCUCCAAGGAUCAAGUGGAGCCUUACAUCAACUUUGCCUCCACAUCAACUUUAAUCCACAAUAAACCAAUCAUGAAGCUUGCCAUUGAACCAACGAAUCCAAUGAAGUUGGAGAAAUUGGAAGAAGGUUUGACUAAAUUAGCAUUGGCAGAUCCUGUUUUAGAAUGGUACACCGACGAUGACUCUGGUGAACUUAUUAUGUGCGUUGCUGGAGAACUUCACUUGGAGAGAUGCUUAAAAGAUUUGGAAGAACGUUUCGCUAAGGGAUGUGAAGUCGUGGUGAAGGAACCUGUGAUUCCAUUUAGAGAAGGUAUAACAGGAGAAGAUGAAGAAGUUGCGAAAGAAUUGGUCCAUGAUGAUUCUGAUGAAGAGGAUUACGACGAAGAGGGUGAAGAGGAUGAAGAUGAUCGUGUGGUUGGCGGUGUUGAGCUCUCAUUUCAAUUGUAUUCGCUUCCACCAAAGAUUGUUAAAUUCCUCAACAAGAAUGAGCAGUUGCUAUAUGAUAUAGUGCAUAAGAAGGAUGGGGACUUAAAAAUUCUCAAAAAUGAGCUUGUUUCUGCAUUUAAAAAUGAAAGUGAGGAAGACGAUGAUGAAAAGAUUACGGCAUUUUUGAAGUUGAUUUCUUCUCAACUAAAGAUUAAUUCUGUGGAAGAACUCAUUAACCAAAUAAUUUGCUUUGGUCCCAAGAGAGUCGGUGCUAAUAUGUUGAUUGAACCAGCUCAAGAAAACAGGUUUGGUAGGUUCUUCAAUCCGGAUGGAUCAGCUGAUAAUAGAUUUACUUAUGCCAAUAAUGUUAUCAAUGGAUUCCAAUUGUCGACUAAUGAAGGUCCAUUAGCUUCUGAGCAACUUAUUGGUACACUUGUUGUCGUGAAAGUGCAAGAACACGAAAUUGACGAGGACGAUAUUCCAAUCAAUAUUUCCGGUAGACUUAUUACCAUGACAAGAGAUAUGAUUCACGAACAAUUUUUGACUAAGGGUCCAAGAUUGUACCUUGCAAUGUACACCUGUGACAUUCAGGCUUCUGCAGAAGUAUUAGGUAAAGUGUAUGGGGUAGUGCAACAAAGGGGUGGUACUAUAAUAUCUGAAGAGAUGAAAGAGGGGACACCAUUUUUCACGAUUGAGGCUAGAAUUCCAGUCAUCGAGGCUUUUGGGUUCUCUGAAGAUAUUAGGAAAAAGACUUCAGGUGCCGCUAGUCCUCAAUUGGUGUUCGAUGGCUUUGAUAUUUUAGACCUUAAUCCAUACUGGGUUCCACACACUGAGGAAGAGUUGGAAGAAUUAGGAGAGUUUGCUGAGCGUGAAAACGUUGCAAGGAAGUAUAUGAAUGGUAUUAGGAGAAGGAAGGGUUUGUUCAUCGAUGAAAAGGUUGUUCAAAAUGCAGAGAAGCAAAGAACAUUGAAGAAGGAUUGA
Molecule: messenger RNA, 3180 nt
Organism: Dujonia railenensis
Lineage: Eukaryota; Fungi; Ascomycota; Pichiomycetes; Serinales; Debaryomycetaceae
Source: the annotation of a GenBank genome assembly